Aureobasidium melanogenum CBS 110374 is the source of this 450-nucleotide messenger RNA. RefSeq lists its product as uncharacterized. The transcript has a single exon. NCBI's taxonomy places the organism in Eukaryota, Fungi, Ascomycota, Dothideomycetes, Dothideales, Saccotheciaceae. The record is from RefSeq and is a predicted model, not a curated record. Bases 1 to 450 code for a protein of 149 amino acids.
AUGCCGCUUCUGUGCAUUGGCAAUGGCGGCUCUGGUGAUGCGCAUUACAACGAAGUAGCUACCGAACGACCGGACGACUCGAUCUCCGCUGGCCACACACGCCUUCUGCGCAUUGCGUCGGCCUUUGGUGCACCGACCACAGUCACGACAUUCGUCCUCGCCCUCCUUCGAGACCCAACUCCGAGUGCGCAGCUUUCGCGCUUGACCAAUAGUGCUUGUAUCGACCUUCCCAGGAAUUAUUACGCCAUCACCAUCGCUAAUCUGUGGGGAGCUCAAGACCCGAGAUCUGUUGGGUCGAGGCUGGUCCAAGCCCUCCCACAUCGUCCGGGUGCUUUCUUCCUAGGCCCCAGCGAUCCCUCUCGAGACUGCCGCAAGACCAACUACUCCUUGGCUCUGUCAUUCUAUCUUUGUGCAGCCAGAAAGGAGAUGCGAAGAAGAGGAGGGGGGUAA